Messenger RNA from Funneliformis geosporum, 239 nucleotides. The record is from the annotation of a GenBank genome assembly. Lineage: Eukaryota; Fungi; Glomeromycota; Glomeromycetes; Glomerales; Glomeraceae.
UGUUGUGAGAAAAGAAAAAGUGAAAAUUGUAAAGGUCGAGCAAUAAUAAAAUUUUCUAACAGUUCUCAUUACCUUCAAAAACUUGUUGAUCACAAUCACUCUUCUCAAGCUACUGAUGAAGUUGCUACUCACAUGCCAACACAAAAUGCUUUUCGUGUAAGAAUCAAACAUGUUAGAAAAGCUGAAAUGCUACCUGAAUCACAAUCUCUUGAUGGAAUUGAUAUUCAAGAUUCCCUUUA